Molecule: messenger RNA, 504 nt
Organism: Beauveria bassiana ARSEF 2860
Lineage: Eukaryota; Fungi; Ascomycota; Sordariomycetes; Hypocreales; Cordycipitaceae
Product: putative peroxisomal membrane protein
Exons: 4
Coding region: 1-504 (167 amino acids)
Biological process (GO): hydrogen peroxide catabolic process; cell redox homeostasis; cellular response to oxidative stress
Cellular component (GO): peroxisome; cytoplasm; mitochondrion
Molecular function (GO): thioredoxin peroxidase activity
Source: RefSeq, a predicted model, not a curated record
AUGUCUGCUCUCAAGGCCGGUGAUAACUUCCCCGAGGACGUCGUCUUCGGCUGGGUGCGCCCCUCACCCGAGACCGCCGGUUUCAACGCCUGCGGCGUCCCUACCAAAUAUCCCGCCAGCUCCCAGUUCAAGAACAAGAAGGUCGUCCUCGUCUCACUCCCUGGUGCCUUCACCCCCACCUGCUCGGCCAACCACGUUCCCGGCUUCAUUGCAAAGACUGCUGAGCUCAAGGCCAAGGGCGUCGACCAGGUCGUCGUAAUUGCCUGCAACGACGCCUGGGUCAUGUCCGCCUGGGGCAAGGCCAACAACAUUCACGACGAGUUCAUUAUCUUCGCCUCGGACGACGACUGCAAGUUCAGCAAGAGCAUCGGCUGGAUGACCUCUCCCGACCGUACCGGCCGCUAUGCCAUUGUCAUUGACCACGGCAAGGUCACCUACGCCGAGCUGGAGCCCGCUGGUGGUGUCACCGUCUCUGGCGUCGACGCGGUCCUGGCCAAGUUAUAG